GCGCGUGUUUACUUCCUGCGCAGACCGGAAACUUCAGAUGGUUUCUGGAGGUGACCGACUGCCAGUGUGCAGAAUUGAUUUGCUUUCUGCAUUGUAAGCGGAAUUAUUAUUCUCUGUAGUUGGACGUUAAACUGUUUUUGCUGUCGGUGGUGAUAUACUGCGUUCAGAAUGGGGUCUCAUCUCGUGCGGAGUUAUAUCACGGAAAGAGACGCGGCGCCAGACCCGCAGAAGCCGUCUGCAUAUGACCCGAAUCUGGGCUUCGCGGAGCGGAAGGAGAGAGCAAUGGUGGCGACGCAGGAGCAGAUGAACCUGGCGAUGCUGCCGGUGGAGCAGCGUGAUUACUGCGCACACUACCUGCUCAAACUCAUGAAGUGCAAGAGAGACAACUUCCCCAACUUCUUGGCCUGCAAACAUGAGAGACAUGACUGGGACUACUGUGAACAUCAGGAUUAUGUGAUGAGGAUGAAAGAGUAUGAGCGAGAGAGAAGACUGAACUUGAGGAAGAAGAGGAUCGAGGCGAAUGCAGCAUAAAUAUCCCGCCUUCAUUCAUUUCUCCAUCAUUUUCUUGUUUCUGUGUAUAUAAAUAGCUCUCUCAAUAAUAAAGAUUAUCUUGUGAGCUCAACAGAA
This is a messenger RNA of Ctenopharyngodon idella (grass carp), 627 nucleotides long. It is a transcript of the gene ndufb7, whose product is annotated as NADH:ubiquinone oxidoreductase subunit B7. The coding region runs from base 169 to 531 and encodes 120 amino acids. Gene Ontology annotation, cellular component: mitochondrion. The record is from RefSeq and is a predicted model, not a curated record. The transcript has 3 exons. Lineage: Eukaryota; Metazoa; Chordata; Actinopteri; Cypriniformes; Xenocyprididae.